AUGUUGUCGAGAGAAAAUGGAUGUGUGUUUGUGGCGCUGCUCCUGUACCUCUCAGACCUCCAGGUCAAAGUAACUCCUGUUGCAGCAGCAGAGGGACAGAGAGUAACUCUGAUAUGUAGCACCAGCUGUCCUCUGACUGAAAACCCUGCAGCCUACAUCUGGUACAAGAACGGAUCAUUUGUGUACCAGGACUCGUCUCCCUGGUACCAUCAGCUGGUCAGCAGUGAGGAAGCAGUCAGCUACUCCUGUGCUGUCAAAGGCUACGAGGAUCUCAGAGCCGCUGAAGUCUCAGUGGAUUCUGUCACACCGACCUGCUUUAGUGUGACCUAUGCUGGAGGCAGAAUGUGUUCCUCUAAUCAGCGCUGCUCCAUCACAUAUCCCAGAGAGCUACAUGUUGAAGUGACUCCUGCUGCCACAAGUGGACAAUUUGUCACGCUGACCUGUAACAGCAGCUGUAAUGUGACCGACACCAAACCAGAAAACUUCUGGUACAAGAAUGGAGAAUAUCUAAGUUCUGAUCCUCAGCUUAAUGUUUCCAGAUCCUCUGAUGACAGCUACUCCUGUGCUGUAUCAGAUAAUGAGGAUAUCCGCUCUCCUGCAGUGUGUGCUGAUGGUCAAAACUGCUGGAGUGUGAAUUAUGUCAGCAGGAGAAUCUGUGCUCUGGAAGGCUCUUCAGUGGACAUUUACUGUAAUUACUCAUAUCCCAGUGAUAAGACAUUCCAACCUACAGAUUGGUAUAAAACAAGUGGAAUGAAACCUGAAAUCCUGAACAACGCUGCACCUCAUGUGGAGUAUGAUGACAACAUGAACCAAAACAUCAUGAGAAUCAAAAACCUGACAAAAAGUGACUCAGCAGAAUACAAAUGCUACAACAGUUACACAAAAUGGUCAUACUCUCGUUUUCCAGGAGUGACUUUAGUCGUGACAGGCCUGGAAGUGGUGGUGACUCCCUCAGAGGACCAGAAAGUAACGCUGACCUGUAGUACCAGCUGUCCUCUGACUGACAACACCUACAUCUGGUACCACAACGGACGACCUCUGACUCUGGCAGAGGGCCAACACAAACAGCUGGUUCUAGACUCAGUCAGCGCUCAGCAUGCAGGAAAUUACUCCUGCGCUGUGAGGAGCCACCAAAACAUCAAGUCCCCUGAGGAGACCCCCACUGUCAGAGGGCCAUCAUGGACAUUAGCAGCAGCUGCAGGAAUUGCUGCUGCUCUGCUACUUGUCAUACUCCUUUCCAUCUUCCUGUGGAUUAGAAGAAAAAGGACCUCGACUCAAACCCCUGGACCUGAAGCACAAGAAGACACAGAGCAGUUAAACCACCCGCCUGUGCACAGCAGCAUCUCUGCCGUGGGACAGGAGCCGAUCCGUGCAGCUCAGAGCAAACCAGCUGAGCAGGAUGAGCUUCACUACAGCACCCUACACUUCUCUAAGAAAAAUCCCCUGUACUCCACCAACCAGCUGUCCCAGCCCCAGCUCCAGCCCCAGCCCCAGCCAGAGGAGGAAGUCCAGUAUGCUGCUGUCAACAUUCGCAGCGCCGACAUCGUCCCCAGGUUCACUGUAUCAACAGGAGAUGAAUACUGCACAGUACACAAAAAAACCAAGAACAAAAAAUGAGCACCAUAAAGAGCAGUGUACAUAUGCAGUGUACGAAGAGUGUGUUAUAAAGUGAGAGAGCAAGAGGAAGGGAAAGAGUGAGGGUUUCCCCUUGUAACUGUUGACAUGGCAGCAAGGAUUCUCAACUUACAUAUGAUCCUUUGUGUUUUGUAUCUUUGUAUAUUUUGAAUAUUUUUUGUGUGCACCUCUUCUCUCAUGCGUGUUCCUAUCAUUUCUUAUUGAUGCACUUGUGUGUGUUUUCAUAUUUCUAUGUGGCUUGUGUUGUGGACGUGUUGUGUAAACAUUGGA
Myripristis murdjan (pinecone soldierfish) is the source of this 1905-nucleotide messenger RNA. RefSeq lists its product as uncharacterized. The transcript has 10 exons. NCBI's taxonomy places the organism in Eukaryota, Metazoa, Chordata, Actinopteri, Holocentriformes, Holocentridae. The record is from RefSeq and is a predicted model, not a curated record. Bases 1 to 1617 code for a protein of 538 amino acids.